AUGGAUAAAUACAGAAAGCAACAACGCAAGCGCGAGAUAGAGAAAAACAAGGAACGACGCAAGGAGGCGCGCGCAGUCGCGGCGCAAACGAAAGAUUUGAGUGAAUUACAGGCUGAACGUGAGCGACUGGAAAAGGCGAAAAACGCGCCGCAAAUCCCAGGACAGCGCCUGCGAGUGGAUAAGAUUGAUGAAAAGCUCACGUGGCUGUCGAAGCAAAUCGACGCGAAGCGAGCAAGCGAUGCGCGAGAUCGAGAGGCUGGGUUGACGCCGCGAAGCGCGAAACCGCGAGGGCCGACGUCGACGGCGUACGCGGUUGGGGCGGAACAGUACUAUAAACCAGAGGAUUCGGUGUAUUGGCACCCGAAGUUGAAUCCGACCGGACGUCCGCCGGCUGGGAAACCGCAGAAGUGGAAGGCAGGGAUCGUGGUGGAUGAAUGCGCGAGCGCUUCGAGACAAGCGUUGCCGGCGGCGACGGCGGCUAGCGACAGUGAUAGCGACAGCGACAGCGACAGCGACGCGAUGCCGCCGCCGCCUGGUCCGCCACCAGGGUUUGAAUUGGUGAUCCCCGCGUUGCCGGUGAAAGAUGAUGCGAUCGCGGCGGCGAAGACGGACACGAACGACGAGGACGAACCGUUGUUGCCGCCGUCGGCGCCGCCGGACCACGAGGACGAACCGUUACCGCCGCCGCCGGUACCAGCGGGCGACGAAGAUGGAUCAGACUCUGAGGCUUUACCACCACCACCGAUGCCGCCGACUGGGACGAGCGGCGGUAACGAAGUGGAAGUGGCGCCACCGCGCGUUACGGAGACGACGACUGUGGUGCGCCGCGCACCGGUGGGAUCGAUGCCGCGCGUUGUUCCAGUGCAGAGAAGACCGCCGCCGCCACCAAAGCACGGUGUCGGUGGUUUCUUCGCCGCCGCUCCUCGGGCAGUACGAAAACCGCCGUCCGAUCCGGCGACAUUUACGAAGAGCGCUGCGCCGACGGCGACGCCCAUCGUUCGCGCCGAACACAACGUGAAACUGAAAGCACUCGUUCCCGCGAGCGUUCGCGUGAACCGGCAGGAGGCACCCAACGCAAAACGACAACGCGUUGUAACUGGACGAGCGAUUAACGCUGCGCCGAAGGUCGCCGCGUCGUCAUCAGCAGGCGGCUCGGGCAAGGCGGCAGACGAAACGUACCUCAGCUUCUUAGACGAGAUGAGCGAACUAGGGGCGUUCGCAGAGUAG
Ostreococcus lucimarinus CCE9901 is the source of this 1227-nucleotide messenger RNA. RefSeq lists its product with no specific name. The record is from RefSeq and is a predicted model, not a curated record. The transcript has a single exon. Gene Ontology annotation, biological process: RNA processing. The coding region runs from base 1 to 1227 and encodes 408 amino acids. Lineage: Eukaryota; Viridiplantae; Chlorophyta; Mamiellophyceae; Mamiellales; Bathycoccaceae.